UCAAAAUCAUAUGUAAUUUGACAGUGAUUAACCUAUUUACAAACAAACCAGGAAAACGAUAAAUUCUAAGCAGAGCACGAUUGUCACUGUAAAAUGUCAUCGCAAGAAGAAGACAACGACAAUGAAGAAAUCGAGAACGGUCACAUAUCCCAAUCGUCGUUCUCCGACUAUUCGGAAGACAUAACUUCCGACGAGGAAGGCAACGACGUAACCACAGUUGAUGGCACGUUCGACACCGACCUCCCCGUUGCUCACAGAUAUCUGGGCCGAUUGAACAACACGUCCAAAUACACGGUGUACGAUGACGGCGAAAUGUUGGACAUAUUGGCCAUACACACUAACACCCUGGUCUUUCCAGGUUUCACCCUACCUUUGGUCAUGAACAACCACUACGAGAACAAUGUUCUUAAUACAUACAUCAAAACCAGCAACUCCAUUGCGUUGAUCGCCGCCAAUGCUGCAUAUUCAAAAAUCUACACCCAUGGCACAAUCCUGGACAUAUUCGAGUACCAACACAAGAGUGGCAUACUCAAUUUAAAAGCCCGAGGUCGACAGCGUUUCCAAUUGGUUCCAGGCUCUGAGAUCAAGAAUUUGGCGGGACGUUUACAGAUGGUCACGGUGAAGGCUUUGGGCGAAAGGAGAACGGACUCGCCUCUUAUAGACACCCAGUUGCUGACGCUCAAAUCUAAACGGCCCUACACCGCCAGGGAGUACAAGGAUUUCAGCAAAUUGGCGAAAUUCAGACGUUACCAUGCUGCUCAGUACCCCUUUCCAACAUUCGUUUUGGAUAGUUAUGAAGUGUGUGUGUAUGUGAAGCAACUGCUUGAAGGCCUUUCGAAUUACAGCAGCGAGUACCUACCCAAAGAUCCAGAACAGUUGUCAUAUUGGUUCCCCCAAAACUACCAGCUGCAGCACGACGAACGUCUGCACUUCCUCAGUAUAAGCUCGACGUUGGAGCGACUAAAACUAGCCGUGCGCCUACUUAGACAACCAAGGAAGAUAUGCUGCGAAAACUGUGGCGUGGAACUGUCGGACCCCACAAAGGUGUUCGCCAUGUCCAAGGACGGGGUGCAGAGCAACUACGUGAAUCCCAGCGGCCACGUCUACGAAACGGUCACGGUGUCCGAGGCCAAGAACUUCAAACUAGUGGGCAACCCCUCAAAACAAUUUUCCUGGUUCCCUGGAUACUCGUGGACCAUAAUGCAGUGCAGACAGUGCAACAAGCACCUGGGCUGGAGGUUCACCAGUUCGCACCUCAAGCCAUCCAUCUUCUACGGUCUGGCCAACAGCGGGUUCAAGAUUGUCGUAAAUCUGGUGCCGCAGUCGAGUCUCGAUUGGAACGAUUGGGUGCCCCACAGAAGGCUGACUUUCACCCAGGGUUACUACCACUGAGGUGCCUAUAUCGACUGGAAACUUGGGUUCAUCUGUAGAGGAAGCAGUGGAGGAAGGACGACGUUUUGUUCUUUACGUUUUGUAUUUGUUUAGACGUGCAAAAAAGCGUUCGUUUUUUAUUUGUAAAUUAUUUAUGUCCCGCAUUAAUCACGCUUAUGUAUUUACCUUUAGAUAAUGGAAUUUAAUAUAUACUAAGGAAAAUCAUGAAUGUUCUUGUAAAUGGUAAAUUCCAGAAUGUUGCCUAAAAGCGUUUUGAUGCAAAUUAGGAAUUAUUGUUGUGUUACUCUAUUAUUUACUAAAAAACUUGUUUAAUUUUAUUAUUCCGCAAUAUUUUAUUUAAUUCUUGCUUUAUUCUAUACUUGGUUUUUGUAUCAAAUGUUUUAUUAUAAAAUGCAAUAGUUUUUGUGAUAUACACCGUUAAAAUAAUUUUUUAAAACAACAUUUAAGCAAUUUUUAUACUAAUUAAACUUAGGGAAAUUUAAAAAAUACGACUUAAAGUUAAAAGAUUUUAAUUUAAUUUAAAUGAAAGCUUCUGUAGAUAUCAAUGUUUUAUAUUUGAAAAACAUAUAGUAUAGUUAGAAAAUAAACCAUUACAUUGUGAUAAAAUUUGCACUGAAAUCAUGUACAGUGUGUGGCAAGUAAAUCUUUGUAAUAAUUAUAUUCUGCAAUAAUUAUUACUAGACAUAUAUUUACUAGAGUAUAUUCUAGUACGUCUAUAUUAUGUAAUGUAAACAAACGAAAGAAUAAUAAAUUAAUAAAAACAAGAA
Messenger RNA from Aethina tumida (small hive beetle), 2159 nucleotides. It is a transcript of the gene ohgt, whose product is annotated as protein cereblon. Lineage: Eukaryota; Metazoa; Arthropoda; Insecta; Coleoptera; Nitidulidae. Bases 94 to 1392 code for a protein of 432 amino acids. The transcript has 8 exons. The record is from RefSeq and is a predicted model, not a curated record.